Messenger RNA from Protobothrops mucrosquamatus (brown spotted pit viper), 855 nucleotides. Its product is annotated as 2-acylglycerol O-acyltransferase 2-A-like. NCBI's taxonomy places the organism in Eukaryota, Metazoa, Chordata, Lepidosauria, Squamata, Viperidae. Bases 1 to 855 code for a protein of 284 amino acids. Gene Ontology annotation, cellular component: endoplasmic reticulum membrane. The record is from RefSeq and is a predicted model, not a curated record. Gene Ontology annotation, molecular function: 2-acylglycerol O-acyltransferase activity; diacylglycerol O-acyltransferase activity. The transcript is spliced from 6 exons. Gene Ontology annotation, biological process: triglyceride biosynthetic process; diacylglycerol biosynthetic process.
AUGAAGAUUGAAUUCGCUCCUCGCCACAUCCCGUGGGAGAGACGGCUUCAGACGGCUUCAGUGCUUCAAUGGGUCUUCUGUUUUUUGUUCAUGGCUCAGUGCUCCAUUGCCGUCUUCAUCCUCCUCCUCUUCACACGCUUCUGGCUGAUCAGCGCCCUCUAUGCUGCCUGGUGGGCGUUCGACUGGGACACCCCGAGCAAAGGUGGGCGGCGCUCCCACUGGAUGCGGAAUUCGGUCGUCUGGCGAUACGUGAAAGAUUAUUUCCCGAUCUCGGGAAUGCUGGAGAUCCUUUGUGAAUUUUGCGAGAUUUUGCUCUGGCGGAAAGGUUUAAUUCCCUCUGACAAGGAAUCUGCUUCCUAUGUCUUGAGGAAGAAGGAAGGUGGGAAUAUCGUAAUCAUAGCUGUGGGAGGGGCCCAGGAAGCCCUAGACGCCCGUCCCGGAGCUUACACCCUCUUGUUAGAGAACCGCAAGGGCUUCGUUCGGCUGGCCAUAGAGAACGGCACGCCGCUCGUCCCCGUGUUCUCUUUCGGAGAGAAUGAGCUGUACGAUCAGGUCGAAAACCCCAAAGGAUCCUGGCUGAGGUGGACACAAGACCGUUUGCAGAAGAUCAUGAGAUUCUCCGUGCCUCUCUUCCACGCCAGAGGGAUCUUCCAGUACACCUUUGGGUUUAUUCCAUACCGGAAGCCAAUCUUCACCGUGGUGGGAAAACCCAUUCAGCUGGUGAAGAAGCACAAUCCCAGCCGAGACGAAGUUGAUGAGCUCCAUAAGAGAUACCUGGAGGCACUCUGCAAGCUGUUUGAGGAGCAUAAAUUGAAGUACAACGUGCCAGAAGACACGCAUCUCUCUUUCAUAUGA